AUGGCCGAAUCACCAGAGGAAGGAGCCAAUGCGGUGUCUGAACCGCUCGACCUUGUCCGCCUCUCCCUCGAUGAGAUUGUGUUUGUUCGACUACGUGGAGAUCGAGAGCUGAAAGGAAGACUACAUGCCUACGACAGUCAUUGCAAUCUUGUUCUCGGAGACGUUGAAGAGACAAUCUACACGAUUGAGGAGGAGGAGGACGGCGAAGACACCGUCAAGACAACGAAGAAACAGUCCGAUAUGCUAUUUGUCCGAGGAGACUCGGUCGUACUAAUCUCUCCCCAACCUGGGUCUUGA
Fonsecaea pedrosoi CBS 271.37 is the source of this 297-nucleotide messenger RNA. RefSeq lists its product as uncharacterized. The transcript has 4 exons. Gene Ontology annotation, cellular component: U4/U6 x U5 tri-snRNP complex; catalytic step 2 spliceosome; U6 snRNP. Gene Ontology annotation, molecular function: RNA binding. Lineage: Eukaryota; Fungi; Ascomycota; Eurotiomycetes; Chaetothyriales; Herpotrichiellaceae. Bases 1 to 297 code for a protein of 98 amino acids. Gene Ontology annotation, biological process: mRNA splicing, via spliceosome; P-body assembly. The record is from RefSeq and is a predicted model, not a curated record.